Molecule: messenger RNA, 1143 nt
Organism: Fusarium redolens
Lineage: Eukaryota; Fungi; Ascomycota; Sordariomycetes; Hypocreales; Nectriaceae
Exons: 3
Coding region: 1-1143 (380 amino acids)
Molecular function (GO): oxidoreductase activity
Source: RefSeq, a predicted model, not a curated record
AUGGCCACUACAGCUACUAUCUCUGCCCUCCCUCCUUCGUCAGCCCCAACCUUUGGCAUCACGCCUGCUGCUUUGCCCCCACCUGGUCAACCGGAUAUCUCCUACCACCCUGAUUGGAACAAAUAUCAAGCGCGUGUAGCUCGCCGGACCCAGACAGAGGAGCUCGCCAAGACCCUCCCAGAGGGCUUCCCUAAAGAGCUCAAGGGAGACCUAGUUUGGGAUGGAGAGACUAUUGCCCAGAAGUACGACUGGACGUACGUUCUAUCGACUGCUCAACUCGAAGAGAUUGACAAGGCCCUCACCCACUUCAAAUCCCUCAACAUUUCCAAGGGGUAUAUCUCACAGGAGACUUUCCCUCUCCCAACGCUGCACGACGAGCUACGCCGCCUGUCUCGUGAACUACACUUCGGCCAUGGCUUCUUCGUCCUCAGAGGCCUAGAUGUUGACCGCUACACCCGUGAAGAGAACAUCAUCAUAUACGCCGGAGUCUCCUCCCAUAUAGGCUCCAUACGUGGCCGCCAGGAUGCUUACUUUCAGGGAGAGCGCGCCGAUGUCGUCAUCGGACAUAUCAAGGACGUUCGCUCUGGCCUCGGCGAGUCUAGGGAUAAGACCAAGAUCAAGAUUGGAACGCCUGCCUACACCGCUGAUAAGCAGGUCUUCCAUACUGACUCGGGCGAUAUUGUUUCUCUCUUUGCCCUAUCCACGGCCGCCGAGGGAGGCGCUAGCCGCUUGGCUAGUACAUGGCGCGUGUAUAACCAUAUUGCCGCCACGCGACCAGACCUCAUUCACACUCUGACUGGACGCUGGGAUGCAGAGCUCUUUACAAAGACUGUCAACGAUACCGACAAGUUCAUGAGCCGUCCCUUACUCCACCACCUGCCUGCCAGUGCCGAUGGGAAGACCCCUGAUAGAAUUCUUCUUCAGUACGGACGCCGCUACUAUGUUGGCUUCGGAGAGAUACCCCGUGGCAACCAUUUACCACCUAUCACGGAGGCCCAGGCCGAGGCUCUCGAUACCCUGCACUUCUUGGGUGAGCGUUUCAGCGUAUCGACCAACUUUGAGAAGGGCGACAUGCAAUAUGUUAACAACGUUGCCAUUUUUCACGCCCGCGAUGGUUUCACGGAUACCAAGGAUAAGCAGUGA